Messenger RNA from Cucumis melo (muskmelon), 1493 nucleotides. RefSeq names its product probable aquaporin PIP2-5. The transcript has 5 exons. The record is from RefSeq and is a predicted model, not a curated record. NCBI's taxonomy places the organism in Eukaryota, Viridiplantae, Streptophyta, Magnoliopsida, Cucurbitales, Cucurbitaceae. Gene Ontology annotation, molecular function: water channel activity. The coding region runs from base 1 to 816 and encodes 271 amino acids. Gene Ontology annotation, biological process: transmembrane transport. Gene Ontology annotation, cellular component: plasma membrane.
AUGGCGAAGGACUACCAGGAUCCGCCACCAGUGCCGCUAAUAGACGGCGUGGAGAUAAGGAAAUGGUCGUUCUAUAGAGCUCUGAUUGCGGAGUUCAUGGCGACUCUGCUUUUCCUGUAUGUGACGGUGUUGACGGUGAUCGGGUACAAAGCGGAAACGCAUGGUAUGGGGAAGAAGAACGUGGAUUCUUGUGGAGGAGUUGGGAUUCUGGGAAUAGCUUGGGCUUUUGGAGGAAUGAUCUUCGUUCUUGUUUACUGUACUGCUGGAAUUUCAGGGGGCCACAUAAACCCAGCAGUGACAUUUGGGCUUUUUUUGGGCCGAAAGGUGUCACUUGUGCGAGCCGUGAUGUACAUGGUGGCCCAAUGUUUGGGGGCCAUCAGUGGAGUUGGGCUUGUCAAGGCCUUCCAGAAGGCCCACUUCCAGAAGCACGGCGGCGGGGCUAAUGGGGUUUCCGAUGGCUACACCAUCGGCACUGGACUGGUCGCCGAGAUUGUUGGCACUUUUGUGUUGGUGUACACCGUCUUCUCCGCCACCGACCCUAAACGUAACGCCAGAGAUUCCCAUGUUCCGGUUUUGGCUCCACUUCCAAUUGGGUUUGCAGUUUUCAUGGUUCAUUUGGCUACAAUUCCAAUCACGGGCACUGGAAUCAACCCAGCUAGAAGCUUGGGAUCCGCCGUUAUUUUAAAUGAUCAAAAGGCUUGGAAUAACCAUUGGAUAUUUUGGGUUGGACCAUUUCUUGGAGCAGCCAUUGCAGCUUUCUACCACCAAUUCAUCUUGAGGGCAGGGCAUAGAGACCCAGAGAUUAAAAUAAAGUAACUCUACAGGAAGCCUUAUGGCUAAAUAUAUAAAAAGAACUCAUGUUGUUCGAUGAAGGGUAAAGAAUAAGCGAGACAAGUGCAUUUCUUACAGGAUUUGGAGAGAAAAAUAAAUGGCACCCAUCUCCACCAUCUUGUCUUUUCUGUUGUCUUCUCUAUCCUUUUUAUCUGAUCCUUGGCCUGAGGCAUUCUAUGGUCUCCCUCUCGAACACUCGGCACAGCUGUCACUCAUCGGGUAUGCUAUUUUCCACACAGAUACUGCAAUUGUGUUAUAAUUUGCUAAUACAAAUCAAACUGUUUGUCUUCUCCAAAUUCUGCUCAAGAUUUCUGUUGAAGAUGAAGACAGAGCAGAUAAGUAAUGGUCAUUUCACAGUUCCCUUCUGUUAAUCAUAUGCACUUGUGAUAUUGUGGUACUGAAGUUCAAUUUCAAAAACUUCCAAUAUGAGAGAUGCAAAAAUUGUAAAUGUAAUGUAAUCAGCUCAAACUUUUAUAGUUCUAAAUCUAUGACAUAGCCUGGCCUUCCUAGUAUAAAAUAAAAGAAAGGAAGAAAAAACAUUCUUAUUUAAUUAUGAGAGGCCACUAUAUGAGUUUGAUGCCUGGGGUGGCCUAAAUGCCCACAAAAUUAAUGAAGAUAAGGAAUGUGAUAUCGACCCCAUUCUCAAAUAAUUUUCAGCCUCA